Monomorium pharaonis (pharaoh ant) is the source of this 1462-nucleotide messenger RNA. It is a transcript of the gene CycH, whose product is annotated as cyclin-H. Gene Ontology annotation, biological process: regulation of transcription by RNA polymerase II; DNA-templated transcription; regulation of cyclin-dependent protein serine/threonine kinase activity. The transcript has 6 exons. Gene Ontology annotation, cellular component: nucleus; transcription factor TFIIK complex. The record is from RefSeq and is a predicted model, not a curated record. Gene Ontology annotation, molecular function: cyclin-dependent protein serine/threonine kinase regulator activity. NCBI's taxonomy places the organism in Eukaryota, Metazoa, Arthropoda, Insecta, Hymenoptera, Formicidae. Bases 138 to 1148 code for a protein of 336 amino acids.
CUGGCGGUAGUGUACAGGGACAGUUCUCAAACUUUUUUCUGUUUUGAAGCGUGUUGAUCCGCGUUACGUUUACGUGAUUCUGACAAUUAAUCUCGAUUCAGUUUUGUUUUUCUCUUUCAUUUUUAUUACUUGUCAAGAUGUUUCCAUGUAGCUCGCAAAAGAAAUACUGGAUAUUUAGUGAUGAAAGCGAUUUGACUGCAUUGAGGGAGAAAACCAACGCUGAUUUUAUCGUAAGACAUGGUGCUAAUAUGACGUCAGAAGAAAGCGAGAAACAUUUUCUCUCGCAUUUGGAGGAGCGUACAUUGCUCCGUUUCUAUGAAUUGCAAUUGAGAGAUUUUUGUCGUCGAUUUAAUCCACCAAUGCCUCGUGCUACCGUAGCCACUGCCUUGCAUUAUUUCAAAAGGUUUUACCUUAGGAACAGUGUAAUGGAUUAUCAUCCAAAGGAGAUUUUGGUCACUUGCGUUUACCUAGCGUGUAAGGUUGAAGAAUUCAAUGUUUCCAUAUCUCAGUUUGUAGCAAAUAUCAAGGGAGAUAGGGAAAAGGCAUCUGAUAUAAUUCUUAAUAAUGAAUUACUUCUAAUGCAACAGUUGAAUUACAAUCUUACUGUUCAUAAUCCAUUUAGACCUGUGGAAGGAUUGAUGAUUGAUAUAAAGACAAGGUACACAUCUUUAGAAAAUCCUGAAAAAUUACGGCAACACAUAGAUGAGUUUUUAGAAAGGGUUUUUCUGACAGACAGCGUUCUUCUUUACGCUCCAAGCCAAAUUGCAUUGGCUGCAACCUUGCAUGCAGCAUCUAGAGCCUCUGCAAACCUAGACAAUUAUGUUACUGAUAUACUCUUCUCGAGAGAACAAUUGGGUGGGAUUAUAGAAGCUGUACGAAAAAUACGUUCAAUGGCUAAAUGUGUGGAACCACCAUCUCGAGAAACGGUAAAAGCUUUAGAAAAGAAACUAGACAAAUGCAGAAAUCAAGAAAAUAAUCCUGACAGUGAAAUUUUGAAAAAUUGUAGAUAUAAACAGAGAAUGCAGGAAAUGCUGGAUGAAGAGGAUUUACAAGAUAAUGAAAAAUAUGCAAAAAUUAUUCAGGAUCAGGCGGCUCACGAUGACAAAGUUUUGGGUGUUAGUAAAAUUUUGUCUCCCUCUGCUCUGUGAUAAUAAAUAUUAACAUUUGUAUGAUAUAAUUUUUAUGAUACAACUUCUAAUAUAAUAACAUACAGAAACCUUAUACAUAUUCCUAAAAAAUGUUCCAAUUUCAUUUUCUUCAGUUUUAUGAUUUACAUCUGAUUUUACAGCGACAUUUCUUUUGCAUCUGUCACUGAUUUAACUAUGUAAAUAUUUUUAUUUUCUUUAAAAAAAUUAAUGUGUUAAAUUUACAAUUUGUGUAUUUAUAUAUAAUAUAAAAUUAUUUACUUUGUAUAUUAUAUAUUCUUGUUACAAAUACAUAUGCAGAUGUCAUACAUCAAUAA